GAAACAACUCAACGACACCUAAACCACUUACAUCCAUCGAAAUGCAAUCCAUCAAGGACCAGUCUGCCGUUUCCGUUGUCGAAAUCUCCCCCGAGAUCGAUAUCCACGCGACCAGCACUUCCGCUGUCAACGCUGCCAUCGAGGUCUUUACCAUCGAGGAGGGCCACGUUACCAUCCCCAACGAACUCUGCCCCCUCGAGGUCCUCUUCAGCACCCUCCGCAAGGUCUCGGACGUCUUCAACCUUGACAUCUGCGCCGAGGUCGACCUCAACUGCCGCAAGAUUCUCCACCGUCUUCUCCAGUCCAUCUUCGACACAAACACUCAGUCCUUCCUUGAGCAGGAGACGUCCGAGAUCUUUGCUCACCUCAGCGCCAAGCAAAAGGCCCGCAUCCUCGCUCAGGCCAUCGCCACCUUUACCAUCAUCUUCCAACGUCUGGCCGAGGCUGGCGAAAAGGUCACCUAUGGCGUCCUCAACCGUGAGGCUCAGCUGUUUGCCGAGAGCGAGCAGCGCACAAUGAUGCAAGAUGCUAUUGAGGGCAACCCCAUCUUUGAGGACUGCAAGAGGAAGAGUGACAUUGCCGAUGCCAUCCUCGAGGCCCUCGACGCUGACGAGUCGCCCGCUUCUCCUCAGCUCGUUGCCGCUGACGACAAGGUCGACUUUACUUUCUCGCCCGGUGCAGCGCUGGAGCACAAGAACAUGGGUGUGCCCUGGGGAUUCACCGUCAUGGCUCUCAACUAGAUAUAUCUGACGAACAAGUUUCACGACCGCGGAGUUUCAGGCGUUUCGGGGAACAAUUGGAGGAAUACGAAGGAAACUCCCACUGGCAUUUGUUUUAGCGCGGCGCUCAUAAAGUGCCAAGGCCUCUUUUUGAUCUAGAUGGCAUCAUCAUCAUUCAGAUUCCAUAGGAUAAACAACUCAACUCAUGAUCUAAUCG
Fusarium vanettenii 77-13-4 is the source of this 936-nucleotide messenger RNA. RefSeq lists its product as uncharacterized. The record is from RefSeq and is a predicted model, not a curated record. The transcript has 2 exons. NCBI's taxonomy places the organism in Eukaryota, Fungi, Ascomycota, Sordariomycetes, Hypocreales, Nectriaceae. Bases 42 to 740 code for a protein of 232 amino acids.